Molecule: messenger RNA, 6447 nt
Organism: Astyanax mexicanus (Mexican tetra)
Lineage: Eukaryota; Metazoa; Chordata; Actinopteri; Characiformes; Acestrorhamphidae
Gene: chrm4a
Product: cholinergic receptor, muscarinic 4a
Exons: 2
Coding region: 258-1805 (515 amino acids)
Biological process (GO): regulation of locomotion; adenylate cyclase-activating adrenergic receptor signaling pathway
Cellular component (GO): plasma membrane
Molecular function (GO): G protein-coupled acetylcholine receptor activity
Source: RefSeq, a predicted model, not a curated record
GGUCCGCGCGCUGCAGGCUCGCUCGCUCGCUCGCUCACGCCGGAAUGGCCACCACCACCGCGCUGAGGCUCCUGAGGCUCGAGCGCGCCUCUCGCAUCACGUGGACCCCGAGGAGCGGCGGAGGAGAGCGCGCGGAACAGUGAAGGACUGAAAACGCUGGGAUUCUGUUUCCCUCUAUUUUGUUUAUUCAUUUACUGCGCUCUUUUCUUUCCGUCUGUCUCUCUCUCUCGCCGCGCGCGCUCGCAAAACACAAAACCAUGCAACUAAUGAAUGUAACCAACGGCAGCGGAGCGGACAGUCUCGCGCCCUGGAACUUUACCGCUUCACUGAGUAACGUGUCCAGUGAUGGGAACAUCAGCUGUGAAGGAGGCAGCGGCAAUGGCUCGUGUCCGGUUGCCGAAGACCCCGGGAGUCCAUACAAGACGGUGGAGAUGGUCUUCAUCGCCUUGGUCACCGGAUCCCUCAGCUUUGUCACGGUGGUGGGUAACAUCCUGGUCAUGCUCUCAAUCAAAGUAAACCGGCACCUGCAGACAGUCAACAACUACUUUCUGUUCAGCCUGGCAUGUGCAGACCUCAUCAUCGGCGUGUUCUCCAUGAACUUGUACACUGUGUACAUUAUAAAGGGCUACUGGCCACUAGGACCUGUGGUGUGCGACCUUUGGUUGGCCCUGGACUAUGUGGUCAGUAAUGCCUCUGUGAUGAACCUGCUGAUCAUCAGCUUUGACCGGUACUUUUGCGUGACCAAACCACUGAGUUACCCUACAAGACGCACAACCAAGAUGGCCGGCCUGAUGAUCGCCUCGGCCUGGAUUCUCUCCUUCAUCCUGUGGGCUCCCGCCAUCCUGUUCUGGCAGUUCAUUGUGGGGGAACGCACCGUGGAACCAGGCGAGUGCUACAUCCAGUUCCUCUCCAACCCGGCGGUCACUUUUGGCACAGCGAUCGCUGCCUUCUAUCUUCCUGUGGUCAUCAUGACAGUGCUGUACAUCCACAUCUCUCUGGCCAGCCGCAGCCGUGUGUCCAAGCAGAAACCUGAGGCCAAGAAGGAAAAGAAAGGCUUGAAAUCCGCCGGGCUGCUGAAGAGCCACAUCCUGAAGCAGAACAACAACAAUCAGUCACCUCCCAAACCCAGCAUAGACACUUGCAGCACGGCUGAAACCAUGAAGAACGGAAAGUUGGAUGAGUCCAUGGUGUCCACCAAAGCUGACUCCAGCAUUCAACCCGAGGAGAAGGAGAGCUCCAACGACUCCAGUACAGCAAGUAUCGCGCCAAAAGAGCCCAAAGAGAGAGACAACAGCGAGGCUACGUCAGAGAAAGGCCUGACCCCAGCUCCAGCACCUGUGGCCAAACUCAACCCAAGUUCCAAAUGGUCCAAGAUCAAGAUUGUCACCAAGCAAGCGGGAGACGAGUGCAUCACGGCCAUCGAGAUUGUCCCACCAGCGAGUGGCAGCGAGGGUCGCUCCAUCCCUAUAAACCGUCCACGAACGGUGGCGCGCAAAUUCGCCAGCAUCGCUCGCAGCCAGGUGAAGAGAAAAAGGCAGAUGGCGGCGCGAGAGAAGAAAGUGACCAAGACCAUCUUCGCCAUCCUCUUGGCCUUCAUCAUCACGUGGACGCCAUACAACGUGAUGGUCUUGAUCAGCACAUUCUGCCAUUCCUGUGUGCCGGACACAGUGUGGGCCAUCGGCUACUGGCUCUGUUACGUCAACAGCACCAUCAACCCAGCCUGCUACGCGCUCUGCAACGCCACCUUCAAAAAGACCUUUAAGAACCUUCUCAUGUGCCAGUACAAGAACAUUGGCACCAGGUGAGCUGGAGCAGAUCCACAGCCAGAGGCCCGAAGGACGACUGGGCUGUCCCAGAUCCCUACGUGGAUUCCAGACCGAUGUCUUGCACUGGAAUGUAUCAUUGCAGUACCUUGUGAGGCUUCAUAACCCAGUGAUGCUCAGUGCACUGUGCAGUAUCGUUACCAAAACUGUAAGAUAACAUUACAAAGAAGGAAGGCUGAUGCACUGAUUCCGCAGUCUGCGGAAGUCUCCUCAGAGUACACUGUACGGUAAACUGAACAUCAGAUCGUGGAUCCGUCUGCAAACUUCUGCUCUUCUGCUGCUGAUAAACAGACCUGUGUUUGAUAUGUUCUGCUUAUAUGCACUGCCAAACCAAUCAGCAGAUCUUACGAUUAGCAUUAGUUGAGCGACGGGAGCCAAUAAAAGCUCAUUAUCUUCAUUGGUGCAGAAAGAUAAUCCAAACACAAAGCACAAUGAAGGAAGGCCAAGUUGUUGUUGUUGUUGUUUUCAAACUGGCACAGCAAAUAGAACAAUGAUUAUGGUAUUGCUUGUAUUAUUUUCCCUGUAUUCCACCUUAACAAGCAUCUCAGUUCAGCAUAACAAGCAUUUAUUCUUUCACCAGUGGCACAAAAACAUUGCCAUUAAAUUGUGUACAUGAAUCUCAAUGACAGUCACCAAGCUUUAAUGACUAACGACUAACUCGGAUGUACACUCAUUGACAACAACAGAAAAAUAAUGCACCAAAAGGUAUUUAUUAUUGGGGAAAACUUAACAAGGGUUAGGCAAGGUUGGGAUAUAAUGGUUGGGAAAGAUGUCACAUAGGUUCUGUAUGGAAUCCUGCAGUGGAGGACGCUUGUAGAUUCUUCUCUACGAGUCAAGGUGGUUUUGCAAUCUGGCCGAGACAUUCCUGGAAAACCUUUGCUGAAAAAUGGCAAUGAAAAAUUGGAAAACCAUUGCAGAUGCCCAUGUGGCCACAGAAUGUCAUUGUGGUUAGAGUUGUUUAGUGAUCCCUCAUAUAGUCAUAACUAACAUGAUGGGCUGGAUUAAACUGCUCAUCACAAGGCCUCCAUACUUAAACCCAAACAGAACCUGGAUUUUCCAUGUUGUAACAAUGAUACAAUAGUAGAGUUACACUCCGUAGCAGUCCUUGUUUCUCAAUCAUGACAAUGGCUAGCUGAGGCAAAUGGUCAGUAAUCUCUCACCAGGAGGUACACUACCCAAAAGUUGCCAAAAAGGGUAGUGUGGAAAGAUCUUUCACACUCUUGUGUUGCAAGACCAAGUGUUUAAUUAGAUUUAUUAAUAAACCCAUCAGUUUGGCAGCAAUCUAGGAUGCGUUGUUUUUUGCGGGGUCAAUGAGUGUAUUCUGUGCUUUAUAUUGCCACAAUUAUAAACAUUCUCUGAAGUCAAGAUUGAAUAUAGAGCAAAUACCCACACAAAUCUUGAGGUAUAAAGGUCAUACAUUUUAUGAUUAUCCUUAAAUCAAGCAACUAUUUUGGGCUGAGUUGCAAUCAGAUGCCUCUUUGUUUGACGCCUGUAUGGUUUAUGAUGUUUACAUUGAGGGUCACUGAUAAGAUGGGGACAGUACCCUGAUUAAACUGCUUUUACCAUUAACGCUUCUCACCCAAGAAAGAUCCAGAAAGAGUCCACCUCUGAAUGGGCUCUAUAGUAAACUUUUGUAGAUUUCUGACAAAUUCCUGACAGAUUUUAGCUUCUCAUUAGUUCUCGAAAUGUAAAUAGUAUAUAAACCUGCGAAGUAUAUGCUCAUGAAAAGUCCACUUUCCUUCCUGCACUUCAUACGUGGAUGUUUGUACUUUUCUUGUACUUAAAUGGUGAUUUACAUGUGAUUUUACAAACUAAGUAUGGAACAUAUUGCUGUCUGUAAGCAAAUGUAUUUAACACAGAUUUUAAUUUGUGAUGAAGUUAAGAGACUUGGGGGAAAUAUCGGAGGCGUUGUACAUUUGUUAAGAUUGUUUACGGCUCAUUACGAGACACAGCGGGCACGUUGGCUUGUUUGUGAUGUUGGAAAAAUGGAAAAGGUUUGUCUUUGCUUUGCCCUUCGAUUGAAGACUACUGUAUCUUUCGCACUAUAAGGCGCACUGGAUUAUAAGGCACACUAUCAAUGAACGUCUGUUUUCUGCUCUAUUUUUAUACAUAAGGAUGCAUACAGGAUUAUAAGGCGCAUUUUAAGCGACACUAGUAAGUCAAGUCAAGUGAAGUAGUGAUAUUGUCAAUACUGCAUAUGUACAGAACAUACAGCGAAAUUAAAAUUACGUUACUUUCCUUCCCAAAAAUUACAGAAACUACAAAAAAAUAGAUGUAUAAUAUAAAAGAAUGGGAGACACUAUAUGUACAAUACAGCAAGGACACACAUAAGACACAAAUAGUAAGGAACAGGAGUGUCGCCAUGUUUUCCUUCUAAUUCAACAGGUCUUGCGGUUGGGUGGUGGUGGUGGGGGAUGAGUAAGCCUAAAUAAAGUUAAGAUAAGCUAAGUAAAAAAGUGAAAAGAGCACUGGAUAUUAAUCUACACAGAUUUCUCUCCUGAAAACUGUUUAUUUGGGUGAGUAAAGUGCUUCUGUUUAUUUACAGUGAACUUAGAUUCCCGAUUAGAUUUCUCCAGUCAUUUCUCCACUAAGUCUGGAGAAUUAGCCUUAGUGGCUAACCACUAACAGUUAGCAGCUAAUGCCACCCCACAGCUCUACACUGAGGAACUCUGAGUGUUCUGGUAAGCCAGGGCGAUAUAGGAUAGCGGUUUGUCCCACGUAGCUUGUUUUAACACAGUAAACACACAGACUACAGUUCAAUAAUACUCACCUCUGAACGACGAAAGAGCAACUCUUAGCCCAGUUAGUGGCUAAUGCUAAUGCUGCUUCAGCAGUGCUAGCCAGGGUUAUAAGCAGGCUACAGGCCGAUAAUACUCACCUCUGAAUGGCAAAUAAGGGCUAGCUCUUAGCGUGGUUAGAGGUUAAUGCUAAUCCUAAUGCUACUCCAGUCUCGGUGCUGGAGAACUAAACUGGAACUCCUGUAUAACUCUUUACUUUAGUGGAGUGUCUUUACUGCUCCUUAUAACCUGACUGAUAAAAUUCACACAAAGUGCACUGGAUUAUAAGACACACUAAUAUUUUUUUGGAAAAUGAAAGGAUUUUAGGUGCACCAUAUAGUGCAGAAAAUACAGUAUUUGUGUUUUUUUUUUCCCUUUUCACUUAAUGCUUAAUGUAAUCAUAUCGCAUUUUUGAUUUCACCAUUAAACCAAAGAAUCUAUGGCCUGGCACCAUUGUACUGUACAUAAAUAUAUAAGAAUAUAAGGUACUCCUCUGACAGGAUUUGUGCCAGAUUUUGUUUGUUGUCCAUUAAAAUCAUGCAUGUUAUUUGGUUAAUCUUUAUUUAUUCAUUUAUUUCUGUUUAUUUUCUUUGGCUUGCAAAAGUAUACAUACCCCUUAAAUGUUUUCACAUUUUGUCACUUUACAACCACAAGCUUAAAUGUAUUUUUUUUUUUGAGAUUUUAAAUGAUAGACCAACACAAAGUAGCGCAUAAAUGUGAAGUGGAAUGGAAAUAAUACAUGGUUUUCAAAAUUUUAAUCAAAUGAAAAUCUAAAAAAAAGUCUGUGGUGCAAAAGUAUUCAGCCCUCCUAUAUCAUUAGUUGUGUUCUACUAUAAUGUAGAGUCACCUUUUGCCCUUCUUUGUAAAACAGCUCAAGCUAAGCCAAGUUGGAUGGAGAUCAUCUGUUAACAGCAAUUUUCAUGUCCUGCCUCAGAAGCUCAGUGGUAUUUAGGUCAGAACUUUGUUUGGUUCAUUCUAACACAUGAAUAUUCUUCGAUCUAAAUCAUUCCACUGUAGCUCUGGCUGUAUGUUUAGGGUCAUUGUCUUGCUGGAAGGUGAAUCUCCAUCGCAGUCUCAAGUCUUUUGCAGCCUCCAUCAGGUUUUUGUCCAGGUUUCUUCCACUUAUUUCACUAGUAGAAUGGGUUAAGAGUAAAGGAGGAUGAUACCUGGUUUUUGCACGUCACACUUUUUUUUUUUUUAUUUGAUAAAAAGUUUGAAAAACAGGUAUCAUUUACAUUCCACUUCACAAUUAUGUGCUACUUUGUGUUGGUUUAUCACGUAACAUUUCAAUAAAAUACAUUUACAUUUGUGGUUGUAAGGUGUGAAAAUGUGACAAAAAACCUUUGUGACAAAAUGUGAAAAUGUUAAAGGGGUAUGAAUAUUUUUUUGCAAGACACAGGUAGGCUAUACUAGUGGAACUCAGCUUUCACACAAUGCAGCAGCAGUACAGAAAGAAUGUCGAAAAACAGGGGGAAAAAAUAUUUGUUUUCCAUUUGUCCAACCUCAUGCAGGCCAGGGUCGCCUGCUGUAUAAUACUUUAUAUUUAGCAAAAGCUCUAUGAUAAAUCACGCCUGAAAAAAGUGAAGAGAAGGUUUGAUUAAACAUGGUCUCUGCUUUAGUGCUGCGUGUUCUGAAUGUAAAAGAUAAGCUCAGAAGCUCGUCAGUAAGUGGGGACUUUUCUGCAGGUUAAACAUGGUGGGGAAUGGAAUUCAUACUUGGUCAUUUUGGACUAUUAACAUAAACAGCCCCCAAAUCAGUCUGAAACGGUGUACAGAUGACUGUAUGUGUUCUUUUUUUCUAAUGUACAAAACCUAAUAAAGAUCUUGUACUUACAGAGCAGCCAUGGA